This is a messenger RNA of Tetrahymena thermophila SB210, 3225 nucleotides long. RefSeq lists its product as hypothetical. NCBI's taxonomy places the organism in Eukaryota, Ciliophora, Oligohymenophorea, Hymenostomatida, Tetrahymenidae. The transcript is spliced from 2 exons. The record is from RefSeq and is a predicted model, not a curated record.
AUGAACGAAAGCUUUAUUUCUAGGGAUAUACUAUUUCUCGAGUAGAAUAGAAUCUAGUCGGAAAUGAGUAAAUAUGUUGAAUGGAUUCAUCAAAUUAAUGGUUAUUACAAGUAACCAAAUUAUAAUUAGAGAAUCCAUAAAAAAGAAUAUCAAAAAAGCUUAAUAUUAUUACCUAAUUUCUAGGUGUUAAGCAAGAAAUUUGAAGAUCAUACAAAGCAAAUAGAAGACAAAGUAAUUAAGGAAUGGAUGGAAAAAUUAGAAUUCGAAGAAAAAUUUAAUCCUUCUAAUACAGUAUCGAUGGAUUAUAUUAUGAAAUUUUUGAAGAAUAUGGUUUCUGAUUUCAACAAUAUGAUAUUACAUCAAUAAAUGCCUGAUGAUAACCAAAAAGAAAAUAAACCUAAAUUGAGUUAAUUCGAAAAAGAUUUUAUGAUGAAAUAAAUUGAUGAUAACAAGAUUAAUAUAAUUUUAUUUACGACAUUGAUUUAGCAAAUAAGCAAAGUUUUGGAUUAUGAAUAAAUAGUUUCAGAAAAGAAUAAAGAGUUUAUUAAAAACCUUCUUGAAAAAUACUUAUAGAUAAUCUAAAUCAGUAGCGAGGAAAUAGUUUUUAAAAGUGAAAAGUUAAUGUCAGAAGAAUAGCAUUAAGUCCUAAAUAAAAAUAUCAAAAAUUCUUUACUGCAUAGAUUGCUUGAGAUAGAACAAAAAUUCAUCAACUUGGAUAGCAAAAACUACAUGGGAAAUGCUUCUAUGAUAGAAUAUGAUACAAAAAUUAAUUAAAUUGAAUACACAUAAUCAAUAAAUUAUAAAGAUGAUGGCAUAAAAUCUUCUUCGAACACAAUGUAUACAGGACAUAGCAUAAAUGCUUUUACCUAAAACAAAAGAGAACACAAUAUUGAUAUUUCAAUUAGUAGCCAUAAAGAAAUAGAGUACUUGGAUUUUUUGAUGAAAGACUCAAGAGUGGAAGAAAAUAGUUAAAAAGAAAUUGAAAAAAAAUUCAAACACUUAAUGGAAAGACUGAGUAAAUUAGGUGAUUUAAUAAAAUUAGCUUAAACUGAAAAGAUUCAUGAAAUGAUUGAAAUGAUCAAUGAGUUUAAAACUGUUUUAUUCUUACAUAAUUUACUGAUAAAAAACAGGAUAGAGAAUUUCCUUAAAGCAGAAGAAAAUAUGAACCUUUAUGAAAAAAAGGAACUUAAGAAAAAGAUAGAGCAAUACAGAACAAUUAUUCAAAAAUCCUUUUAAUAUUUAGAUGAAAAAAAGAAAAUUUCUUUAAAAGAAGAGAAACCAACAUUUAAAAGGUAUAUGGGAGAUCAAGGAAUGAUAACUCAUAAGCAUUUAAUCCUCAACAAAGACAAUCUUGUGCCAAUAUUUAAACACUUAGAUCCAUCUAGAUUUCAUGAAGAUCAUUUAGUGAAAAAGUUUGAUAUAAAACAUAGAUAAGAAGAACAAAUGCAAAAACACAUCUAAAGAAUAUAAAAAACAAAUCAAUCUUUCUCUAUUUGCUCUUAACCUACAUCCACAGUAAGGAGAAAUGAUACAGUUAGAAGCAAUGAUUUAAGCAUUUUAUCAAAAAUAUAGAGUAGAUAGAAUAGUCUUUGGAGUAAAUAUGACGAUACAUCAAAUAGCAAUCCAACUAACUUAUAAAAAUCGAUGCACUCAAGUAAAUUAAUUGAAGAUCCUCAAAAACUUAUUUAAGAGAAAUAAAGAAAAAUUCUCUCUAAAUUUAAUAGCAACUACGGGAAUAAAUAAUUUACAAAGGAUAAAGAUAAAACAAAAGAAUUUACUUAAAUAUUAAAAUAAAAUUGCUAAAAAAGAAAAGGACUGCAAGAAUAUGAAUAAUAAAAAAAUUCAAAGUAAGUGCAACAGCAUAUAAAUUAAUUGAUAAACAACAGCUUUGACGAAGAUAAAGUCAACGAGUAAAUUUUAAACAGAGAUUUAGAAUCUUAGAAAAUUAUAAAAUAGUAGAACAAAUUUCCUUAAAUACUACUCAAUAUGAGGAAUACAUUUAAUUCAAAUCAAUUUAACAUUUCAAAAUCAGAUGACAAUUCUAUGGCAGAAUUAAGCUAAGAAAAUCUUCCUACAAGUAUGAAUGACCUUUCUGUUGGGGAAUUAAGCCCAAAUUCUAAUUUUUGUAAAUAAAACGAAGAAAUUCUUAUUCGUGUAGGUGAUAAAUAAAUAAGCCCAAUAAAACCUAAUUAGAGAAUUAGAGGAGUAAACAGGAAUAAAAUCUAAAACUAUAACCAAAUAAAUAACACUUUUCAUUUUUAGAGUGUUAAUUCCAGAUGUUCUUCCUCAGAAUUAGGAGGAAAUUCUGUGGAUUAUUAUUAAGUUGUUUAAAAAAAUCCCAGAAGUAAGAAAAAAUAUUAAAAUUUAAGUAAAAACGAGUCUUAUGAAGAACACUAGGAUGGAAGUACGCUGUUUACCAGUCAGCAGUCUCCUUUCAAAAGUUAAGAAUAAAGUUUUGAUUACAGCAUCAGAAAUGAAAAAUCAAUUAGUAAUAAAAAACAAAUUCAGAAUAAUAGCAUGGAUGAUAUUUAAGACAUGGUUUCUAAAAGGUAAAGAUAAAGAUUACUUAUAAAUAGAAUGCAACUUCCAAAUACUCUACCUAUUAUGAAUUCUUUGAAUUCCUAAAGUGAAUAUUAAUAGCAAUAAUAAUAAUAAUAAUUGUUGCAGAAAGAGCAAGCUUGCACAAUGAGUGUAUAAAAGUAGGUUUCUAAACAAAGUUAAAAUAUAAAGAUACAUGUUAAGGAGUUUUAGUUUGGAGAAAAGACAUUAAACGAUACAUAGUAAACUAUUAAAAAAUAAUAAACAUAGGAGUCGAUGAAGUAAUCUAUAAAUUUCUAUGACACUAUGUACCAGUAUAAAUUAAAGGUGGAAAGAUAAGAAAUAGAGAAUUAAGAAAGACUUAACAAAAGAUAGAAAGUUAUCGAUAACAUAAAUUCUCACUUUAUGCCGAAAUACAUUCAUAUAAAUGGUGGGAAAUUGGCUUAAAAAGCAAAUCCACAUCUGAUUCGAAACCUUGUAAACAAUUUUAGAAAAGAAGAACUAGAAAAGAAUUAGUAUGUGCUCUAAAAUUAUUAAAAACUAAAAAAGAAAGAAGAAACAGACUAUUAUGGAAUUGAAGAACUGACUUGCCCACCAAAAGAACAUAAAUUCAUUACCUCCACCAUCCAAAACACUUAUGAAGACAUAAAGACUGACAAUAUAUUAUUUUAAAAUAAAUAAGAAUGA